AAGCCCAGCUCCGGACGGCUGGCAUUGGCAGCUGAGGGCAAUGGAGACUCCGCCUUCUCACCCGAACUUUCAAAGAUCUCAGAAAAGGGAGUUGACAAAGCAGGAAAGAGCAGCAAGAGUCAUCCAGAGGGCCUGGAGAACUUUCCUUAAUGUCUCGGUAUUCCAGCACUUUAAAAGUCUGAUUGAUUUACGAAAACAAGGGGAGCCGCGUCAGAUAGUGAGAUACAUCGAUCCUAAAGAGGCAGAAUUUCUAGAUGCUGCUGCUGGCGUUCAUGUGCGCUUCAGAUUUGGGGGAGCUAAAUUUCCACCUGACAUAUAUUAUAAAGUUUUUACUCACAGACAUAUUGAGGAUUUGUGUGCCAACAGCCCUCGUGAUUACACAAGGCUCCCAGCGAAACGCGCAUCUCAUAACAAGGACGACCAUCUUCAGGAAGAGGACCACAGUGGCUGGUAUCGUCGAGUAGAAAACAACGGCUGGCGGCCUGUGUCUGAUAGGUUUUGGAUGCCAGCUGGCAGUGAAGUGGUAGAAGACAAAAAGGAAAGAGAAUUCCAUUUCUCUAAACUAAAGAGAAGGCAGGAUUUGGAAAGAAAAAGAAAAGUUAGAAAAAUAGAAUGGAUGAGACAAAUGUACUACGCAGGCAGCCUAGAGGCCAAGUCCACUCACUAUGAAACUGUAGGUUUAAUUCAUACAGCAACAAAGGGGCUCAUAAGAGCCAUGGAAGAAGGUGGGAUAGAUUCCGUGAUGGAAUGGGAAGUGGAUGAAGUGCUGAACUGGACAAACACCCUCAACUUUGAUGAGUACAUGGCCAGCUGGAAGCAAAUUGCUACAAGCAACUCCUCAGCUCACUUCAAAGGUUUCCGUUUUCAGCAAGCAAAGAAAAAUAUGUAUGACUACGAAGAUGAAUCAAACGCACAAAUGGGAGCACCGUAUAUUUUAUAUGAAAAUGGUUAUGGAAAACCACACUCUACUAGAUUAACACCCGACUCCACUUACGGAAUGGAAGCAUAAUGGAUUUUUAAUUUCUGAGCUCUGGGCCAUUAAGUCCUGCAUUUAUCAGCUGGAACUAAGAGACAGCUCAGUCUGACUAGAAUAACUUGAAAAUGGAUUCUUGUCACAGAAUC
Molecule: messenger RNA, 1122 nt
Organism: Octodon degus (degu)
Lineage: Eukaryota; Metazoa; Chordata; Mammalia; Rodentia; Octodontidae
Gene: CUNH11orf65
Product: chromosome unknown C11orf65 homolog
Exons: 9
Coding region: 41-1009 (322 amino acids)
Source: RefSeq, a predicted model, not a curated record